This is a messenger RNA of Lynx canadensis (Canada lynx), 1588 nucleotides long. It is a transcript of the gene GRM8, whose product is annotated as glutamate metabotropic receptor 8. The transcript has 5 exons. Lineage: Eukaryota; Metazoa; Chordata; Mammalia; Carnivora; Felidae. Gene Ontology annotation, molecular function: group III metabotropic glutamate receptor activity. Gene Ontology annotation, cellular component: membrane. The coding region runs from base 1 to 1401 and encodes 466 amino acids. Gene Ontology annotation, biological process: G protein-coupled glutamate receptor signaling pathway; regulation of synaptic transmission, glutamatergic. The record is from RefSeq and is a predicted model, not a curated record.
AUGGCCCACACUGAUAUACCCUUGGGCAGAGGUAGUGCUGGGACACCUGUCACUUUUAAUGAAAAUGGAGAUGCUCCUGGACGUUAUGAUAUCUUCCAGUAUCAAAUAACCAACAAAAGUGCAGAAUACAAAAUCAUUGGGCACUGGACCAAUCAGCUUCAUCUAAAAGUGGAAGACAUGCAGUGGGCUAAUAGAGAACACACUCACCCGGCGUCUGUCUGCAGUCUGCCCUGUAAGCCUGGGGAGAGGAAGAAAACAGUGAAAGGAGUCCCUUGCUGUUGGCACUGUGAGCGCUGUGAAGGUUACAACUACCAGGUGGAUGAGCUCUCCUGUGAACUUUGCCCUUUGGAUCAGAGACCAAACAUCAACCGCACAGGCUGCCAGCUUAUUCCCAUCAUCAAACUAGAAUGGCAUUCUCCCUGGGCUGUGGUGCCUGUGUUCGUUGCAAUAUUGGGAAUCAUCGCCACCACCUUUGUGAUCGUGACCUUUGUCCGCUAUAAUGACACACCUAUUGUAAGGGCUUCGGGACGAGAACUUAGCUAUGUGCUCCUGACAGGGAUUUUUCUCUGUUAUUCAAUCACCUUUUUAAUGAUUGCAGCACCAGAUACAAUCAUAUGUUCCUUCCGCCGGAUCUUUCUAGGACUUGGCAUGUGUUUCAGCUAUGCAGCCCUUCUUACCAAAACCAACAGAAUCCACCGAAUAUUUGAGCAGGGCAAGAAAUCGGUCACAGCCCCCAAGUUUAUUAGUCCAGCAUCACAGCUGGUGAUCACUUUCAGCCUCAUCUCCGUCCAGCUCCUGGGAGUGUGUGUCUGGUUUGUUGUGGACCCCCCCCACAUCAUCAUUGACUAUGGAGAACAGCGGACUCUAGACCCAGAGAAUGCCAGGGGAGUGCUCAAGUGUGACAUUUCUGAUCUCUCGCUCAUUUGUUCACUGGGGUACAGUAUCCUCUUGAUGGUCACUUGUACUGUGUAUGCCAUUAAAACGAGAGGUGUCCCAGAGACUUUCAAUGAAGCCAAACCUAUUGGAUUUACCAUGUAUACCACCUGCAUCAUUUGGUUAGCUUUCAUUCCCAUCUUUUUCGGUACAGCCCAGUCUGCAGAAAAGAUGUACAUCCAGACAACAACACUUACUGUCUCCAUGAGUUUAAGUGCUUCAGUGUCUCUGGGCAUGCUGUAUAUGCCCAAGGUUUAUAUUAUAAUUUUUCAUCCAGAGCAGAAUGUUCAAAAACGCAAGAGGAGCUUCAAGGCUGUGGUGACAGCUGCCACCAUGCAAAGCAAACUGAUCCAAAAAGGAAAUGACAGACCAAAUGGAGAAGUGAAAAGCGAACUCUGUGAGAGUCUUGAAACCAACACUUCCUCUACUAAGACAACAUAUAUCAGCUACAGCAAUCAUUCAAUCUGAAACAGGAAAAUGGUAGAAUAUGAAGAAAUCUGGUAUGUGAUCUUAAUAAACAUGACACCACCAAAACCCACUCCUGGAGAUCUCUGUAGACUACAAUCAAUCAAAUCAAUAGUCAAUCUUGUAAGGAACAAAAAGUAGCCAUGAGCCAAAAGUAUCAAUAAACAGAGUGAAAAAAAAAAACAUUUUA